UUGGUAGAUUUCAAUUCCAGGGUAUUAAUAUUACUUAGGACAUGGAGCAAUUGUACCUUUGCUCAGUUCGCUUCGAGUGCCAAGCUUUUUCAUUCCAGGAAGUCCUUGAUUGGCGGUUCCUCAUCCGUGGAACUUUCCUUCUUGUUUCUUUUGUCAAUUGCACUUAGUGAACAGCUUCUAUUGAAUGAUCAGUACAGGAGGCCAAAUGCGAAUUUUGUAUAAGCUAGGUGUUGGAUGUUUUGCUCAAUUUCAUAAGUAAGCUGCACCCACCUUGUUAUGAUGUCAGUUGUUACUGUACUGUUAACUACCUCGGCAAGUCUAUUGUUCCUAGUGCAUCACCAAUACAAAACCCAUUCUGGAUCGUUUGGAACCUUCCUCUGAGGACUAAAGUCAGCUGAUGUUUCUACGCAUCGUUGAGAGUUAGAUUGCAUUUACCCACUUUUGUCUUAGUUUCUAGGAACCUUCAUCAGGAUUCAGUUAACUGGAGUAUCAAUAUCAGAUUAGAGCGUAUUUGAAGCAAGGAGCUAGUGUACUUUUCAGAAACACUGUCAACUGGAUCUUGAGCUGAUAAUUCAUCCUUCUGAAUUGGGUUUGUUUCGGGUCUUAGUUGUGAAGUGAGAUCAACAUGCUCUUCAGCAUCUAUGUUUCCUUGCUUUCUCUGCCUUGUUAUUAUAGUGGAUUUGUUAGUGCGGUAUAUUUGAUGAAUAAGGCUGUCAAGCCCAUCCAUCUUAUCAGUACUGGUUUUGUUCUUGUCCGUACUGCAGCAGAAAACUGACGGUUGAUUUUGCUGAAUCAGCCAGGCUACUAGUUCCUAUUUAAUAAUUCUCUUUCCAG
Nicotiana tabacum (common tobacco) is the source of this 834-nucleotide messenger RNA. NCBI's taxonomy places the organism in Eukaryota, Viridiplantae, Streptophyta, Magnoliopsida, Solanales, Solanaceae. The record is from RefSeq and is a predicted model, not a curated record.